Messenger RNA from Ooceraea biroi (clonal raider ant), 3342 nucleotides. RefSeq lists its product as uncharacterized. The record is from RefSeq and is a predicted model, not a curated record. Lineage: Eukaryota; Metazoa; Arthropoda; Insecta; Hymenoptera; Formicidae.
CGCUUAUUUUGUUAUCGCGCGCUCGCGACUAUCCUAACCUUGAAGCGGAGUAGCGAGUAUCACGCGCGAUCGCGAGAAGCGAGGGGAUCGAGAGAGUGUAUCGAAAUAGAUUUUUGCAACGCCGAAAGUGAAUAUUUUCGUUAGAUCGAAUGGCCGUUUGCGUUGAGAGGUAUAUUAAUUUUUCCAACCGAAGGUAAAUCACCCUCCGGAUGAUUUAUGAUCCAGGCGUUGCCUGUAUCGUGUAAAAGUGAACCGUCAACAAACGGUUAAAAAAUGAAGAAGUGACAACGAACUGCAGUAGCGCGGAAAUUCGUGUAUCUCUCACAGUCAUCACGCGUAACGCAUUUUGCAUACACGGUUCGUCCGGGACUCGUCCGCGUAGAACGAUGCUGGACGCGCGUCGCGGCGCUUCUUCCCGACGAGUAUUUGUGGGUUAACGCGCGAUGUGCGAGGUAUCGAAGGGUCAGCGCAGGACCUUCCGCGACCAGGAUCCGCCACGAAUAUGCAACAAGAGCGCGGAGAAUCUGCUGCGAGACGAGCUCGAGUUCUCGCGCUCGACCCCGAGCUCGCCGACGACCCUCCAGCGCGCCGCUAGCCUCGAGAAGUGCUUCAGCGAGCCGGAGUUCUUCCAGAAGCAGCGCGAGCUGCUCUCGAAGCACGAGCAACGCUCGAGGGAGAAGGACGGCGGUGAGGAGAACGUUACCCCCGUUCUUGCACGUAGCGCGGACGACGGUCCCGGAAGUGCGACCGCUGCGAGAAGCACCGAGGAUCUCCUUCUGCGGGAACUCGCCGCCAAAGUGCCUUCCCCCUGCAAAGAAACGAACGAGGUGAUUACUAACGGUCUCAAGUGCGACUCGGACGACGGCGACGGUUUGACAAACGGAAGAAAAAUGGCACCGGUUCUAGGCGUACCGCCCCCGCCACCGGCUCCUCAUAUGGGACCAGACGGCUUGAUCUUGCCGAGGAAACCGUAUAAUCCAUGCCUUAUCUCCACUAAUCAUAAGGAUCUUCACAGAGAAUUACUCUUUAACCAGAAAAUUGGCAAGAACGUCUUGAAUCAGAAGAGCGAGUUACAACGUGCUCUGGAAAGACACAGAGAAGCUGCUUCGAGAAGAGAAGCCGAGAGGAUCAGAGAAGAGAAUUACAAGGAUGAUCCUAGAACCGCCUUGCAAAGAGCGAUUGAACAAAGAGCGAGACACAUACAAUUAACGCAAGAGCAAUCGCAGACGACGAUCGAGCCGUCAAACAAUCUCUUGAUAACGGCGAGGGCGAAGCUGAGAUCCCGCACCGAGUCCCAGUGAAUCCACAGUGAAGAUAUCGGAUCGAUGAUACGGGCCGUGAGACAGUGUUGCGCCCGACUGAGAAGGAUCGAUCGAUCCACUCGGACGGUAUGCAAUUUCAUAUUUCGACUCAUUAUCGAUCGCGAUAAGUGUACAUAUGCAUAAUCCUGAUAAGAUUUCGCUGGCGUCAUUCGGCGCGUAUAUCGCGUCGCGAAACACGUGUUGUAACAGACAUUAAGAUAACGGAAUGCGCAUCACGAAUUUGAUCAUGAUUCCAAGCAAGAAGAGGAUCGCUGGCUCUUUCAAGACACUUAGCCACACACGUUAAUGCGCCACAAAGUUGUUCCCAAAUAACAAAGAUCCAGACGACGACACGUGUCUCGGAAGCCUUUACAGUGUCGUUUAAACACCAUAAAUCACGGGGUCGUUCGCCUGGAUCAAACAGCACGCGAAGGGCUCGUAAAAGCGUAUCGGGUGCGUCGAUGUAUAAUCAGCAACCAAUCACGUGUCUUCGUCGCGUUUAAUGGUAAAACGCUGUGUGUUGAGCUCAGUUUUGUGACGAGUUAGGACAUCGACGAUAACGUUUCUGGUUAAUACAUCACGCAUGAAUGUCAACUCAAACGUACUAACCAGCGUAUUCCUUUUUUCUUAUGAGGGCGAAGAUACAUGUACUCGCGACUUCGUCGUGGAAAUACGACGGCGCGAUAGUCACACAGUUUGAUAGUAGGACAGAUUGACAAUAGGAUAGCGAUAGACAGUGAGAUAACGCGAAAGUAUUUAUUUCGUGGAUGAACGGUUGGUUUGAACGGAAAGCUGCCUUUGUUCCGAGGCUUUGAUUCUGAACGAUACAAAAAGUUCCUUUCGAAAAUCUCAAAAAAGCCCAGGCUUUAAUAUUAUUAUAUUAUAUAACGUUACAUUAUUAUUAUUAUUAUUAUAUAUUUAGCAUUCCACAUUUGUGAAAUUCCAGUAUGAAUAUAGUUAUAGAAAUUUAAUUUCCGAAGAUUGCUUCGGGACAUUCGUUUGUGCAAUAAAGUAAGUAAAAUUUAUCUUUUUGUUACACGUAUGAAAGCGAGAUAUUCUGUAUCGUUCGGCUUCUAAUCGCUCGGACGCGCGCGAGAGUUAUGGAUCUCCGCGUGCUCUCGCACACAUCGCGAAUGAUUACUCGCGAUAUGUAUUUGCACCACUGAAUGAGUUCGUGUACACGUGCCUAGGUGAUGAUACGCGGCGCAUGGUCGCUUUCUCUUCCCUUUUUUUCUCGGAAGUCACGUCGGUGUCUUCCACGAUCCCGAUCGACAUGAUCCGGGCACGGAGAACAAAUAUUUUGUACUACGAAGCUUGUUCAGAGAUCGCCAACGGUGGCAUCACUUCGUGCUUCAUAUUCUUGAUUUACAUGCGAGCAAUCGCGUAAUUCGUCACGGUGGGCGGUAGGACUUUGGGACCUUGAUACUACCUGCAUAUGCAUAUAGCACGAGUUAAACACAUAAACAACAUAACAUCAUUAUAUCAGUCAACAGAUACGAAAGUGAUGCCACUGGAAAUAAAAGUAGUUUCCGCUAGAAAAGACGAGAGGACGUGACACCGCGGGACCAUGUGUGUCGUGUACUUCAUUAUAUGGUGGUAAGACAAAUCCGAUUAUUACGAGUCAUGUUUAGGUAUCGGAUUGAUGUCAAACUAAUACAUUUUUGGUUGCGUUGCGUUACGUUAUCGUCAAACUUAGCGAACAACGUCGUUAGCGCGAAGUCAAUGUUUUUUUAAGUCUAAAAUAAUGUGAACCGUUGAGUUUGUUAGAUCUUUAAUUUCACCAAUCAGUCCACGAGAAUGUUAUGACAUACAAGUACAAGCGCCGAGAAGCGCAAGAAAAUGUAUCCGCAUACCUAAACCAACAGAGAAGUUACAGAUGGAGAUAAUACUUUCGUUCUUUUUUUGUACAGUUGUCACGUGUAUAUGUACCCUAGAUUACGUUUAUCGUUUUAACAUAGACUUAAUCACGAUAUACCAGGACCAUAAGAUCAUCACAAUGAUAAAACUCGAAUUCAAAAUAUAUUUUAUUCAAUACCAAGUA